This is a messenger RNA of Phasianus colchicus (ring-necked pheasant), 4081 nucleotides long. Lineage: Eukaryota; Metazoa; Chordata; Aves; Galliformes; Phasianidae. The record is from RefSeq and is a predicted model, not a curated record.
AGGCAUAAAUUUUCCUGUAGUCAGGGUGAAUUUAACUCAUUUUCUUCUGCUUAUUGUAGGGCUUUCAGCAGAAAUUCUCCUUCCACAGUAAAGAGAUUGUGGCCAUCAGUUGUUCCUGGUGCAAGCUGGCGUUUCAUAACAAAGUCACCUGCUUCAUGCUACAUCACAUUGAGGAGCCAUGUUCUCUUGGGGCUCACGCAGCUGUCAUUGUGCCUCCCACCUGGAUCAUUAAGGUGAAGAAACCUCAGAACUCAUUAAAGACUUCAACACGGCGAAAGAAGAGGACAUCUUUUAAAAGAAAAGCCAGCAAAAGAGGCAAUGAUUUGUUUCUUGCUGUUGUUUCCCAGGAUAACAAAGGUCGGCCAUUUGUGAUAAAGCCUAUUUCCUCUCCGCUCAUGAAACCACUGUUGGUUUUUGUAAAUCCAAAAAGUGGAGGGAACCAGGGCACCAAGGUUCUCCAAAUGUUUAUGUGGUAUUUGAAUCCACGCCAGGUCUUUGAUCUUUCUCAGGAAGGGCCAAAAGAUGCGCUGGAGCUGUACAGAAAAGUGCCAAACCUGCGGAUCCUGGCCUGUGGUGGUGAUGGAACGGUUGGAUGGAUCCUCUCUAUCCUAGAUGAGCUGCAACUCACUCCCCAGCCUCCUGUGGCUGUCCUUCCACUUGGCACUGGGAAUGACCUUGCCCGCACCCUCAACUGGGGUGGGGGUUACACAGAUGAGCCUGUAUCCAAGAUCUUGUGUCACGUAGAAGAUGGGACCAUUGUCCAGCUGGACCGUUGGAAUCUCCAGGUUGAGCGCAACCCAGAUUUGCCACAGGAUGAGCUGGAAGAUGGGUCACGUAAGCUUCCGCUCAAUGUCUUCAAUAAUUACUUCAGCCUUGGGUUUGAUGCACAUGUUACACUGGAGUUCCACGAAUCCAGAGAAGCAAAUCCAGAGAAAUUCAACAGCCGAUUUAGAAAUAAAAUGUUUUAUGCAGGGGCAGCCUUUUCAGACUUCUUGCAAAGAAGCUCAAGAGAUUUAUCCAAGCACGUUAAAGUUGUGUGUGAUGGUACAGACCUGACUCCAAAGAUCCAGGAGCUGAAGUUCCAGUGUAUAGUGUUUUUAAACAUUCCCAGGUAUUGUGCUGGCACAAUGCCCUGGGGAAACCCUGGAGAUCACAGAGACUUUGAACCUCAGCGCCAUGAUGAUGGCUACAUUGAAGUCAUUGGGUUUACCAUGGCCUCACUGGCUGCUCUCCAAGUGGGUGGCCAUGGAGAGAGGUUGCAUCAGUGCCGUGAGGUGACGCUUUUAACGUACAAGUCUAUCCCCAUGCAAGUGGAUGGUGAACCUUGUCGGUUGGCUCCAUCACUCAUUCGGAUCUCCUUAAGGAACCAAGCCAACAUGGUGCAGAAGAGCAAGAGGAGAACAUCCAUGCCUUUGUUGAAUGAUCCUCAUUCCAUCCCUGAUCGCCUGCGCAUCAGAGUGAACCGGAUUAAUUUGCAAGAAUAUGAGGGGCUACAUUAUGACAAGGAAAAACUCCGUGAAGCUUCCAUUCCCUUAGGAAUUAUAGUUGUACGAGGAGACUGUGACUUGGAGACCUGUCGUAUGUAUAUUGACCGUCUACAAGAGGACCUACAGUCGGCAACUUCUACUACACAGAGAGUUCAUUACCAGGACCAAGAAAGCUCUUUCCCAAGAGUACUUUCUGUUCAGAGGCUCUCUCCUAGAUGGUGCUUCCUAGAUGCAACUUCUGCUGAUCGUUUUUACCGCAUUGACAGAUCUCAGGAACAUUUGCACUUUGUGACGGAAAUUUCGCAGGACGAGAUUUUUAUUCUGGAUCCAGAGCUGGUAAUGUCACAGCAGGGGGGGACGCCACCUGGAAUGCCUGAUCUGGUAGUGGAGCAGGCCUCUGGAAUAUCAGAUCGGUGGAACCCUGCUGUUAGAAAGAGGAUGUUAAGCGACAGUGGCCUUGGCAAGAUUUCCCCGCACUACGAGGUACCUGACAAACAAAAGGACGCCAGCCAGACCUAUAUGCUGCAGUCACCAGUUUCUUCAGAAGAUCAAGCACUUUUACAGGCAGUCAUAGCUGGUGAUCUGCUGAAGUUCAUAGAAUGCUGUAAAAAAGGAGCCAAUUUGCUAAUCCAAGGACCUGACCAUGGCUCCUUGUUGCAUCACGCUGCCAAGAGUGGGCAUGGCGAGAUUGUGAAGUAUAUCCUGGAACACGGUCCGUCUGAAUUACUGGACAUGACAGACAGUGAAACGGGUGAGACAGCAUUACAUAAAGCGGCCUGCCAGCGCCAUCGUGCCAUCUGCCAGCUCCUGGUGGAUGCAGGAGCCUCGCUGAGAAAGACGGACUCCAAGGGUAAGACUCCUCGUGACAGGGCUCAGCAAGCUGGUGAUCCAGAUCUGGCCUCCUAUCUGGAAAGUCGACAGAAUUACCAAAUGGUUCCCCAUGAGGAUUUGGAAACAGCAGUCUGAUGUCUGAAAACAGAGAAGAGGAUCUUCAGAAAUAGCAAGGCUGCACCUGAGCACUUGGGCAUCGUGUGAGGAAGAAGCUGAUGGAAUCAACAUGUCUCUCGCUCUCGUGGAAAAUAUCAGAGGACAUGCCACCAGUUUCUAAGGGCUACAGAGUCUUGCCACGGAACAGUUAGGUUCCAUAAGUUAGCCCAUGAUGGAUGAGGUGGGACACUCAAAGGUCUGUGGAAUCCAUGGGCCAUGGAAAUUUACCUUAAUUGCUUCCAGCAAGUAGCAUGAACUUCUCCCAUGUUCAUCUGUACAAUUUAUUAAAAAAAAAAAGAAAAAGAAAAAGAAAAAUAAAGAGAGAAGUGAGUGUGGGGGAACCAAACUAACUGGGACAUUAUAACACCUAACCAGGCCCUCCACCAUCCCUACAUUUUCUUGCAUACCCUUAAUUCUCCCAUUCCUUUCACUUGUCAUCUGGUAAAUAGUAUCUGUUAUCUCUGUGUUUUCACAAAUGGUCAUGCAGUAGCAAAAAAAAUUGAGGAGCUCUGGAAUGCCCUUAGGAAGAAAACGUUUUUACCUGCUGUGUUCCCUCCUUUGCUAUCCCUUUGGAAGCUGCUUCCUCAGUGUUCUGUCACUGGAGAGUUUUCUCACUUUUGGAGAGGAUUCUGCCUAUUGCCUUGUUUUCUAGGGUUUGGGUCAGUUUACAACAGUAACAAAAACUAACCUCCUCAUUGUUGCUGCAUAUAUGCUUAUGGUAUCCUGAUGAGACAGUCAUUUGAAUAGAAAGGUUAUCCAGUAUAGCCACAUUGUAUGACAGAGCAGAAAGCUACCCCUAAGGUUUCUUGCACCACCGUUGUACUUAUAAUGACCGACCAGUUUCUGUCAGCAUUCAGGCCUGACUAAAAACUAAUAGCUAUUUUUUUUUCUCACUUCUGGAAAGAUGGGUUUUAUGACAAGGAAAAGAAACCUAGGAGGUCAUCAGUCAGCCAUGAAUAAAUGAACAAGCACUGCAUAUAUUGGGAACAGGAAAAUUUCUUCUGGCUGAACUUGUAAACUACCUGAUUCCCCAAGGGGAAUGGAAGAAAGUUUUAAAGAGAGGCUCUCCCCAAGAAAAAGGACAAACAUCAGCUCUUUGCCUCAUUACUCACUAUAGGCUUGGAAAUUUAAACUUGCUUAGCUGCUGUAAAGGCCUGCCAUGGCUACUGUACUCAUCUGUUCUCUGUCUUACCUCAAAGAUUAUAACUACAAAAGAAGAAAAAUCAGACACACAGCAAAUUUUCACCUUCAGGUUUUCUAUCAUUAAAGACAAUUCAGCUACCAGAAAUAGCAGAGCUUCCACUUUGCCCAGUUCUUAUGAAGACACUCAUGGCCCACUUUUGGCAUAAUUCUUGCAAUAGAUUUUUGAAUUUUGCUUUGCUGUUUGUUUGACAGAUCAUGUAGUGGUUGGUUUCAAACGCAUUUCUAGGGAUAGGUCUUUGGUAGAUGUUGAUCAUCAAGAUCACAUGCAGUUUGGAAACCAUGGAAAAAACUCAGGUCAUUGUUCAGAUAAGUUUUACUUCCUCAGUAGAAGUUGUGGAAAUUAAAUGAAUGAAAAUCCUUUCUUUAUUCUUUUUAAGUUUAUCUUUUCCCUCCCUCCCUUCCUC